Messenger RNA from Fulmarus glacialis (Northern fulmar), 318 nucleotides. RefSeq names its product tescalcin (gene TESC). The annotation marks the transcript as partial. The transcript is spliced from 4 exons. Lineage: Eukaryota; Metazoa; Chordata; Aves; Procellariiformes; Procellariidae. The record is from RefSeq and is a predicted model, not a curated record. Gene Ontology annotation, molecular function: calcium ion binding.
CCUGACCCUGCCGCGCUCCUCUCGUCCCUCCCAGUCCUCUUCCACAUGUACGACUCGGACCACGACGGGAAGAUCACGCUGCAGGAGUACAGAAAUGUGGUGGAGGAGCUGCUGUCGGGCAACCCCCACCUGGAGAAGGAGUCGGCACGGUCCAUCGCCGACGGGGCCAUGAUGGAGGCAGCCCGCAUCUGUGGGCCGGACCAGGUGUAUGAGGGCAUCACCUUUGAAGACUUCCUUAAGAUGUGGCAGGGGAUCGACAUCGAAACCAAGAUGCACGUCCGCUUCCUCAACAUGGAGACCAUCGCACACUGCUACUGA